CCGAACAUGUACUCCAUGAAUUAAAGUGCGUUACCGGACGCCAAGCAGUUGGUAUUUAGACGCCAUACACGAUACAGAUACAAAUUGAGAGACUUUGAUCCUGUCUCAUCAUCUGACUGCCGCACGACUCCAAGACGCUUAUCGAUCCGAGCAAACAACACAUCAUGGAAUCCGAGCUUCCAUCAACAGAUGGCUUCAACAUCGUCGAAGCAGACAUCUCGUCACAUCUGGACGCAUUGGCAUCCGGAUCAACCACAUCAAUAUCACUCGUUACCAGCUAUCUGAACCGAAUUGCAACAUACGAUAUCGCUGGAAAUUUGAAUGCCUUCACAGUAUUCAAUGACAAAGUCUACAAAGAAGCAGCAGCAUCUGAUGCUCGACGAGCUCAAGGACUACCGCCGAGACCACUGGAAGGCAUACCUUACACCAUCAAAGAUAGCUACAAGUACCUCGGUCUAAGCGUCACUGAUGGCUCGCCCGCUCUUGAAGGUGUGAUGUCAAGCGAAGAUUCGACGCUUGCAAAGAGGUUGAGAGAUGCUGGUGCGGUGCUCCUUGGCAAGACGAACAUGCCGCCAAUGGCUGCCGGUGGUAUGCAAAGGGGGCUGUACGGGCGCGCGGAGUCGCCAUACAAUCCCAAAUAUCUGACCGCAGCUUUCUCUUCGGGAUCGUCAAACGGUGCGGCGUCGUCUUUGGCUAGCAGCAUGGCAGUGUUUGGCUUGGGAAGCGAGACAGUAAGUUCGGGGAGAAGCCCGGCGAGCAACAACGCACUUGUAUGUUACACACCAUCGAAGGGGACUUUAAGCUGCAGAGGUCUUGUACCGCUGUAUGUAACGUGCGAUGUCCCGGCGCCAUACACACGAUCUGUUUGUGAUAUGUUGGCACUCCUUGACGUUAUAGCCGCACCGGAUGAAGAAACAAAAGGCGACUUCUACAGAGAACAGACAUUUGUUUCCAUUCCUGGACCACCAAAGAUCGAGUACGCUUCCCUGAAAAAUGCAGAUGCUUUAAAAGGCAGAAGAGUAGGCGUACCGAAGAUGUACGUUGGCCAGAAAGACUCCGACUCACAUGCGAAGCCAACAUACGUCUCACCUGAAGUGAUCACCGCAUGGAAGAAGACAGCUGAAGAUCUGCAAGGACUCGGUGCAAAAGUAGUCUACACCGACUUCCCACUCGUCACCAACUAUGAGAACGACUCUGUCUCCCAAGAAGCCAACAACGUCGUCGGCGCACCAUCAAACUGGAACCACGUAGAGCGCGGCAUCCUGAUCGCAAAAGCAUGGAACACGUUCCUCGAGCACAACAACGACACGAAGAUCAAGAGCCUGGGCGACAUCCAAGACUCCGCCAUGCUAUUCCCCAAGCCGAAACCUUACGUUCCUGACACUUUCCUCGAAGUUCGAAACUGGAUCGACUACGCCGGCCUUCCUUCCCUCCUACAGCAAUCCAAAGAAGAAUCCGUCUUCGACGUACCCGGCCUCGAAACCGCCGUCAAAGCACUCGAAGCCCAGCGCAAGCGCGAUCUUGAGGACUGGAUGACAGCGCUCAAUCUCGACGUCAUCGCAUUCCCAGCCCAAGGCGAUGUGGGCCUCGCCGAUCUCGAAUUCAGUCUAGAAAGCACAAAGCACAGUCUGCAGAAUGGCGUCAAGUAUAGCAAUGGCAACAGAGCGGUACGACACCUCGGCGUGCCGACCGUCAGCGUGCCGAUGGGCGUGCUCGAGGGGAAGGGUAUGCCUGUUAAUAUAACGUUUGCUGGGCGAGCGUAUGAGGAUCCGAAGUUGUUGGAAUAUGCGUAUGCGUUUGAACAGGCUACGAGGAGGCGCAUCAGUCCGCCCUUACAGCCACUCGCCACGGAUAUCAUAAGGCCGGGAGCUAUUCAAGCCUCUGUGCAAGGAUCUAUAGAACUUGAAGUUCGUGUUCAAAGUCAGACAGUGGUAGAUGGAAAGCUUGCGAUCGAGAUCAAUGGCUCUGUUUUGCCAGAUGGUACCGAGAGAGAGGUACAGAUCUUCGUUGAUGGCAAGGAGAUGUGGAAGGACAGGAUUGUGACCGAGUCCUGGAGCGUCAAGCUGGAGCAUACUCUGGUGCGACGAGAGUGUCUUGGUUGGGACCUCAAGCCGUUACCGCCAAAGAAGGCUAUGGUCAUCGUAAUCGUGAAGGGGGCAGGGACACCAGAGGAGGCGAAGCUGAUGUGGGCGGAAGUACAUUAAUUGGGGUGGUCUUAGAACUGCUCAUCAACUUUAGAGCGGGUAAUGCCAGUUCAAAUGUAGGAUGCUAAAGGUAUCGAGUCACAGAUCAACGUGAGGAAGAAGAGUUGACAUAUCUUGAAUG
Molecule: messenger RNA, 2325 nt
Organism: Boeremia exigua
Lineage: Eukaryota; Fungi; Ascomycota; Dothideomycetes; Pleosporales; Didymellaceae
Product: amidase signature domain-containing protein
Exons: 2
Coding region: 165-2204 (679 amino acids)
Source: RefSeq, a predicted model, not a curated record